Mizuhopecten yessoensis (Yesso scallop) is the source of this 4455-nucleotide messenger RNA. Its product is annotated as rab GDP dissociation inhibitor alpha-like. NCBI's taxonomy places the organism in Eukaryota, Metazoa, Mollusca, Bivalvia, Pectinida, Pectinidae. The record is from RefSeq and is a predicted model, not a curated record. The transcript has 10 exons. Gene Ontology annotation, molecular function: Rab GDP-dissociation inhibitor activity. The coding region runs from base 269 to 1642 and encodes 457 amino acids. Gene Ontology annotation, cellular component: cytoplasm. Gene Ontology annotation, biological process: protein transport; small GTPase-mediated signal transduction; vesicle-mediated transport.
UGAAUUAAUAAUUAGGUCGCAAAUCAUAAUUAUAAUUGUUCUUGUUAAAUUUGUGAGUAUAAAACAAAACCUCCUAGUAACGGCAAACUAGUUAUAUCAUUUUAACUCAACCAUAAACAACAUUAAUCGUUGUAUUCGUCUGAUUCUGGUCUUUGUGUAAUGAUAUCCUUCCGCAACCAUAAUUGUAUGUGAUUCGGUCGCCGGUUAGGGGCAGUGUCUGAGAGGUUCAAUAAUCCAAAAGCACAUUUGCUUGAAAAAUACUACGAAAAUGGAUGAGGAAUACGACGUUAUCGUCUUAGGGACAGGCUUGAAGGAAUGCAUCCUCAGUGGUUUGAUGUCCACAGAUGGGAAAAAGGUCUUGCAUAUGGACAGGAACACGUAUUACGGAGGCGAAAGUGCUUCCCUUACACCUCUUUCCCAGCUGUUUGAUCACUUCAAACAACCUGCUCCAGUUGACGACAAGUAUGGUCGACCACGGGACUGGAAUGUUGACCUCAUCCCAAAGUUUCUCAUGGCCAAUGGAAAGCUAGUCCAGCUGUUGGUAUAUACUGGCGUAACCAGAUACCUUGAGUUCAAAAGUCUGGAUGGAAGUUUCGUCAGGAAGACGGAUGGCAAGCUCCACAAAGUACCUGCUGAUGAAAGAGAGGCUUUAUCUUCAUCAUUAAUGGGAUUGUUUGAAAAGCGACGUUUCAAGAAGUUGCUUUCUUAUUGCCAGAGUUUGGAUCUAGACAACCCUGCUGCUAAAAACAAAGACGAUAAAAAAAUAGACCCAGACAAUUUGGAUGCCACACAGUUGUAUACAGAAUUUGGCGUUGAUAAAAACACGCAGGAUUUUACUGGGCACGCCAUUGCACUGUUCCUCAAUGAUGAUUAUCUGCACAAAAAUUGCAAGGAGCUAAUAAGGCGCAUUCAGCUGUAUUCCGGGUCUCUAGCCAGGUAUGGCAAAUCCCCUUACCUGUACCCACUGUAUGGACUUGGAGAACUUCCGCAGGGAUUUGCAAGAUUGAGUGCCAUUUAUGGCGGAACUUACAUGCUCGGAAAAACAGUGGACGAACUGGUGAUGGAGGAUGGGAAGGUAGUGGGUGUCAAGAGUGGCGGCGAGGUGGCUAAAACCAAGAUGGUCAUCUGUGAUCCCUCGUAUGUACCACACAAAGUCAAGAAAACCGGAAGGGUGGUGAGAGCUAUUUGUAUUCUGAAAGGAAAAGUGGAGGGAGUCAAUAACAGUGAAUCUCUCCAGAUCAUCAUUCCACAGAACCAGGUUGACAGAAAAAAUGAUAUUUACAUCUGUGUGCUCUCCAAUCAACAAUGUGUGACGGCCAAGGGUUUUUACCUUGGGAUCGUCAGUACCACGGUGGAGACCAGUGAUCCAGAGGGAGAGUUACAAAUCGGCAUUGACAUUCUCAACGGCAAGGACAAAAGCAAUAUUGCAGAAAAAUUUAUUGCUGUAGCUGAUAUGCUAGAACCGGUUGAUGAUGGAACAGCAGAUAACAUAUUCGUAUCAACAUCUUAUGAUUCUACUUCACAUUUCCAAACAACUUGCGAAGAUGUCGUUGACAUUUACAGAAGAGCAACUGGUAAAGAAAUAGACCUCACAAAUAUGCCUCACAUGAAUAACCAAGAGGAGGAGCAAAGCGCACAGUAAUUUAAUCCCCAGAGACUCUUAGUGCUGUGGAAGAUGCUGUCCGAUAUCAAUAUCUUGAACAUCGCUGUUUCUAUCAUAACAUGUGACGGUUUCUGAGAUGGUUGUUUGAUAAACAUGCUGCAGGAUUUUUUUCCUCUAAUUUCUUUUUCAGAUCGAGGUAGGAAUACGAUUUUAGUCUGAAAUGAUUUGUAGUCCUCGGAAAUGGUUGAUUCUGUGAUCACUGAAAAGUGGAAAGUAGAGCAAAGUUGAAUACGACUACGUAUUUUGAGCAGGAAGUAAGUUGGGUGAUGAGGUAUGGACGCUGUUAUAAUUACCACAACUAUGACACUUAUCUUCUUGUGUAUAUUUUUUUUUUUUGCAGGAGAUAAAAUCAUGGAAGUAGGGAAAGACACUUCUACAAGUCAAUGUCUUAAUUGUCAUUUGUUAUGCAUUCAGUAAUGAAAUAUACUUGUGCAACAUCGGCCUGAAUCAUUCAUUGGUAUUAAGCAUUACAAUGUUUUCCCUUGGUAUAUGUGGUGCAUGUUUGAUUAAAUUGUGUAGUUUUUCUCCAAUAAUGAUAAUUCAAAUUGACAGUCACAAAGAGCUGCUUCCUGUUUAAUAGCUCCUUAAAGUGAUUUUACCACUGAUCCAAUUCUCGUUGCCGUAUAAACAAAAUCAACAAUACAAUCAACAGAACAAGACUAAUAUAUAAAUUGAUCAUCAACUGGUAAAUUCUGUUAUGUACUGUUAGCAGUCAUUGUACAAUUUAUCACUCAUCUUUAUGGGGAUGCUGUGUUUGAAUUUUAAUUUAUUUCACAUAUUUUCACAAGUAAUAUUAUACUGUAUUGAUUUCUGUUAUCGUUUCUUUGUCGGUUACUGAUAAUAUAUAGACUAUCAUGAAAUCUGUGAAAUGCUCAAACCAUUUUGUUGGAACCCACAUGCAACUGAUAAGAUGAAAAACGUUGGGAACCUAGCUACAUGCAUUUGAUUCUAAAGAAGAAACUAAGAAAAACUAACUUUGUUCUGAAACACUGGUAAUAUUUGUAGAGCCCACUUUUGUCUCAUGACAGUACACUCUUUCUACCGGUUAGAUAACUCUGAAAGCAGUAACAUUUUAAGUUUGAUUUGUCCCAUUUUAUUUGACCAAAAUUUAAGUGACAGUUGUGUAUAUGUGUAUAUAAUAUAUAGAAUAUACUUGUGUAUUAUUGAUGUAUGUAGACGUUGCUAUGUUUCCGCGACCAGGUCCACAUUUCUCGAUAAAUAUUCAAUGGUAAGAUUUGAUUAGAGUUUUUCUAAAAUUUCUUUAAACAGCAUGUUCACAUUCAGGAAAUAUAUUAGAAUAUUGGAAGUUAUUUUAUGAAUUAAGAUUUUUUUUUUUUAAACUCGACACUUCGCCAAGACAUCUCAUUUCAGAAUUAAAUGUGAAUGUUAAAACUGGAAUUUUGAUAUUUAAAUGUAUAUGGAAUAUCUUUUGUGUUUUUCAGAUUCUUGUAAAUUUAAUAAAAACAAAAUGCUGAAAAAUAACUUUGAGAAAAUCUAUCUAUUAUUUAUUAUCGAGAAAUUAAUUUCAGGUCGUGGACAUCUAGCCUAGUAUUGCGCACGUCAUCGUUAAUGUAUGUUUCCAUGGUUUUUGUUGGGUGUGAGACGGUAUGGAAGAGUUUAGAAAGAGCUUAAUAAGGUGACACUGCAAUACUGGGGCACUAUUUUAUUAACGCUAUUUCUUGUCAUACCCACAGCUAAAUAACUGGCAGGUGACAGUAAAACAUCUUCAAGAGUUCACUGUUACCUUAGUUCUUUUCUGCGAUAUAACAUGGUAAAUUUUAAUCAAGAAAAUGUUAUUCUAAAGAGUUUUCCAAAUUUAGCUGUCAUUUUAUUUGACAAAAUAGAUCAUAAAUCCAGGUAUUUGUUUGUAUUUAUACCAUAUAUAAUCUUGAUAUGAAAUUUUAAAUAUCAAGAAACGAAAUCAUUCAAGUAACAAUGCAUCUGUGUAUAUAUUAAUAAAGUGCUUACCAGGUAUUGAAGAUUUGAAAAUGAAUUUUAACAUUAAAUUGUUAUUAUCAAGGGAUAUGCUUUUUGUACCAAACAAAACACAUUUUCUAACAGAAUUGACGUACCAGGGUAAACUUUUCCUUGAAUGGUUAGUGAAUAAUUGAACAAGCUUUUUUAAAUGGUGUAUGGUUUAUUUGAUGAUCCCAUAGAGAUCAGGAUUCUAUAAUUGACUGUGUAAAAAGAGCCUAUAUGCUAUAAUAUGGGGUAACAAGGAAUUGUACAUCUCUCUUUAUCCUUUACGUUUAUAUAGAAGACAAGUAGGGUACUGGCUGGCCAAUACUUUUAUCUGCAAUAGCAAGCACCAUGUGUAACAAGAACCUCGGAAUUUCCUCUACAAUAUUUUCUAGCUUCAAUAAAACACAAUGCCUUUAUGCCAAUGCAUUUUGUGAAUUGAAUGUGAAUGCGCUUUCCAGACUUGAUUAGUUGCUUUCUAACAGAAUUUUCAAGACCAUUUUUCAUACUUAAAACUGCUUUGUGAAUCUGUUGAAUCAAGAAAAAUAUCUUUUCAAUCAGAAAUUUCUAGUGAUCUUAUUGUGACAAUUAGACGUUGUAAUGUUCUCUUAGUCUGAAUGCUGGUAAAAUGAGAGAGAGAGUCUGUGAAGGUAUUGGGUGCCAGAGUUUUUUUUUCUUUUCUUGCCUAUUGUCUGAUAUUUUGGGGAGUAUAUGUACCACGCUUUCAUUAUAAUAUAUAGAUGUAUUCCUGUGAAGCCAAUUUAAGAUAUGUCACCCUCUUGUCCGAUACCAUGCUUACAUACUUCAUAAGUAAAUAAAGGUACAGAACAAGA